CUUUUCUAGCACCUCCUGCUGUACUGAGUUUCUUGUAAACGUGUCGUGCAGAAUGCAGCAAUACAAACGGUAAAUCAAAAUUUAGUUUCUUUUUCUCUUCCCGUCUCCACUGAGUAAAACUCCACCUCCACGCUCUCUCAUUUAUACACGGAAACACAAACGCUUCUCACGCGCUCUCACAGACACAAGAACAGUUCAGAAAGGUCCAUCGAAAGAAUAAUGAGCACCGAUCUCUGCUGUCUGUCUGCUGUCACAUUUUAUAUCGUCUGUGUCGGAACAGUGUUGUCAGAUAAGCUCCCACCCCCUGACAAUGUGAGAGUAAUAUCACUGGACAUGGGAUUAGUGUUGGAAUGGGAUCCACCACAAAGCAUCACUCAUAAACACUUAAGCUACACUGCAGAACUCAAAGGGUGGAAUCGCUAUGAGGCUGUAUGUGCAAACAGCUCAACACUAAGCUGCGAUUUCACUGACAACGUCACAGUUUUUGGGACUUACCAGCUUCGUGUUCGGACAGAACUACAUGGACAGAUGUCUGACUGGGUGGAGACUAAUGAGUUAUCAUUGGAUAAAAUAACUGAGGUCAGUUCUCCUCAUGUGCAGCUGAAGAGCAGAAAAGGCCAAACAGAAGUUGAUAUCACUGAUCCUCUUAUGAGAAGAAAAAACCUCAGGGAUGUGUUCGGGAACAUUGCAUACCUCAUCCGAUUUUGGAAAAAAGGAGAUGUGAAAAAGGAGGAAUUAAGCAGAGAACAGAACAGAGUUAUAUUAUCUGGACUGGAGCCUCUGGUAAACUACUGCGUCCAGGUAGAGAUUUUGUAUUUGAAAAAUAAAACCAGCCAGCCCAGCAACGAGACCUGUGUGACCAACACACCCAGCAAUGAGGUGGAGCCCUGGCUGAUAACAGUCGUGCUGCUGGUCAGUUUUGUGGUGGUGUUGUGCGUUGUCGUCCUAGUCUUUCUGGCUGUGUGGUUCAGCUAUAAAGGAUGCAGAAUCAUGUACCCUGAUGCCAAACUGCCAGAGCAUCUCAAACAGUAUUUGUCCGAGCGGCCACAGUCCUCUAUAUUCCUGGCCAUGCAGAACAGCACCCAGCUGAAGGAGCACUUUCAUGAGGUCAGCAUAUAUCAUGAAGAGCCCACCAGCUCACAGGACACUCAGCAGACAGAUCGACCAAUCAGGAUUCAAGCAAACAUGGACGAGACACAGAGUGGUGUGGAGAGACCUGAAAGCACCGUCACUUCAUCAGAUGAUGAAGAGGAGCAGUUACUCGAUGUAAAGAGACUGUAGUACAUCAUGCCAUAUUAAUUUUUUAUUUAAUCUGUUAAGAACUGUUAUUGAGGUUAACAGAUCAACAAACCUGUGGCUUCCUAAAUAAAAGAUGAUAAGAGUACUAAUAAAGUUCAUUUUUUACUAAAAGAACACCAGGACUACCAGGGCUGCUUGUGGAUGGUGUUUCAACAAAUUCAGUAGUAACAGUAUUGGUGUGACUUCUAUUGGUUGAUAGGAUGGGGUAAAUUACAUAUUGAUUUUUCAAUUAACCGCGAUCAUCUUCUGAACAAUUCCAAUCCCAAAAUCGUUAUUUUACUCGAUGCUAGGUAUUUCUUAAAAGAAAUUAAGCCUAUUUUUAGAAACAUUAAGAUGUUUUACAUUGUUAAAUGAUUUUCUUGACAAUUAAGUAUAUUUCCCCCAAAUCUCAUUGUCAGUACUGUCAUGUGAAAAUGAUAAUGACAAAUGAUUUAAAUUGUAAAGUGUACAGCUUUAGGGCAUGGUAAAAAUAUUGAUCUUCUGAUUAACCACAACCUUUGUUUGAACGAUUCCAAUAUUGAUUCUUAAAAUCUCAAGAUCAUUAUUUUACUCUAUGCACAACCCUCUACAGUGCAAGUAAAUCACUUCCAAAUGUGACCACAUUUUGUGCGAUGUAACUAAAAAUGUUUACAUUGUCUGAUAAGCCACUGGCUGGUAAAUUUUCAGAUUUCACUCACCAGUGAUUUAGUAUAUUGGAGGAAAAGUUUAACACCGAGAUCCUUUCACUGCGUGUUGAGAAUUUGGUUUGAAUCGUUCCAACGAUGAGAUCCAUGCAAUCCAUUUGUCUGAAUAAUAUCUCUUUUAAAGCUGAUGUAAUUCCUGCACCACUAGCGCCACCAAAAGGAAUUCCAAAAAUAAAUGUUGUUUUCAAAACAGCUUUCUGAACACCCCCCCACCCCCAAACAAAGAGAUAGUCCCGCCCUGAAAUCACACCAUUGGUUGAGUAAUAUUGAUGAGGCGGGUCUAACCGGUUCUCUCAAAACAAACAGAGCAAUUUUCACGGCGCCACAGAGACAAAACAUAUACAGUUUUCAAGAAAAUUAACCUCUGAAUGGCUUACUUAUAGUUGUCUCUGCAUAAAAAUAAUACAUACGACUCCAGUGGUUACAUCCAUGUGUUCAUACAUGAUAUGAUAGGUGUGGGUGAGAAACAGAUCCAUUUUAAGUCAUUUUUAUCAUAAAUUCUCCACUCUGCCCAGUAGGGGGUGAUAUGCAUUAAGACUGUGAAUCACCAAAAACAGAAGAAGAAGAAUGAGAAAGUGAAACUGAAGUGGAGAUUGACUGAUCAGGGAGGAGAAUUUAGAGUAAAAAAGGACUUAAAUAUUCAUCUGUUUCUCACCCACACCUAUCAUAUCGCUUCAAAAGACAUUAACCACUGGAGUCGUAUGGAUACUUUUAUGCCCUUAUGUGGAUUUUGGAGCUUCAAAAUGUUGGCACCCAUUCACUUGCAUUGUAUGGACCUACAGAGCUGAAAUAUUCUUCUAAAUAUCUUAAUUUGUGUUAUGAAGAUUAAAGAAAGUCAUACACAUCUGGAAUGGCAUGAGGGUGAAUAAAUGAUGAGAGAAUUUUCAUUUUUGGGAGAACUGUUCCUUUAAAGUGUUUAGAUAGCUGAAAGUGCAACAACAAGUGGACUCAUGAACCACAGUAAUGAAGUGAGACAGCUGUAUAUGUGCAGUUCUAAAAACUGUAGCACACAUCUUAUCUCUGGUAGAUGAACUACAUUUUUGCAAACUAACAGUAAGUUUGAUAGGUAGAGUUUUGCUGGCUAGUUAAGUCAGAGUAUUUCUUUACAGGCUCUAAAAGUGAUUAUAGAUCUGUCACAGUCUUGGUGAGUUCGCCAGCUUUUUCUGUUUGUUUUGGUUGUCAUCCCCUUGUGUUUCACAGGUGCUGCCCGGCAGGCGUGAUCAGCGUUUCCAUGGGAAACUCAUCAGCAGACCGAUGGCACCUGUUCCAUAUUAUUUGCCUCCUUAUUUAAACCCUCUCAUCGCUCUUGUUCAGUGAUAGAUUGUUGUGUGUGUGUCGAGUUACUCACCUCACGCUCUCUGCCUCAGUUGGUUUGUUUCUCUCUGUGUUGGUUUAUCCGGCUCUCAAUAUAUCCAGUGUCAUUGCCUGCCAUUUGACUGACUGCUCUCCACCUGGGUGUCCCUCACACUACACACAUCUCCACAACCACAACGCACACACCUCCAUGUACACACUCUUCAUCAUCACGCUGCAGUCAGUGCUGGGUCCAUCCCAGCGCUUUCUUCACCACAUACAUUAUACAUUGUUACUAAUAAACUUUGUGAACUGUA
Molecule: messenger RNA, 3592 nt
Organism: Myxocyprinus asiaticus (Chinese sucker)
Lineage: Eukaryota; Metazoa; Chordata; Actinopteri; Cypriniformes; Catostomidae
Gene: crfb4
Product: cytokine receptor family member b4
Exons: 7
Coding region: 220-1281 (353 amino acids)
Molecular function (GO): protein binding
Source: RefSeq, a predicted model, not a curated record